Naegleria lovaniensis is the source of this 930-nucleotide messenger RNA. RefSeq lists its product as uncharacterized. The transcript has a single exon. Lineage: Eukaryota; Heterolobosea; Eutetramitea; Acrasida; Naegleriidae. The record is from RefSeq and is a predicted model, not a curated record. Bases 1 to 930 code for a protein of 309 amino acids.
AUGCUGCAAGCGUUGCUGAAUUUUUUCUACUGGCUUUUAGCACUAAUUGGUUUAGCCCAACAACAGCAAGGCUCGGUUGUGGUUUCGGAUGGUGGACGUGAGCAAAAUCAAGAGCAGGAAACAGCUGCCCAUCCUAGAGGUCAAGGGAUACGAAGAGGUAGAGGUGGGGCCGUUGCAUCGAAUAUUCGGAGAAGAAAUCAACAGCAACAACAGGAAGAAGCCCCUUCUGAUGAAGACACCUCUUCCGAUGAUGAUCUUCAAGAAGAUCAGGAAGAAGAUAUGGAAGAAAAUGAGGAAUUAAAUAUUCGGUCAAAAUUAUCAAGAAAUGAAAGAGUGAACAUGAAAAAGAUGGAAAAGAAACGUCAAAAACAAGCAUUAAAAGAACAACGAGAAAUGAUGGUCAACGCUGAACGAGAACGGCAAAAUCAAUUAAAGAAAAAAAUGGAAGAAAUGGAAAUGGAGAGAGAAGAAAAAGAAAUGGAAUUGAGAGAAAAAGAGAAGGCUGAAAAAUUAGAACUUGAAAGAAAAAAGCAAGAGGAAUACGAAGAAUGGAGACACUUGUUUGAAGUUGAAGAGCAAGGUGAAGCAGCUGACUCUGACAUUGGUCACAAUGAAAGUCUCUUGUCAGAAUUUAUUAAUUAUAUCAAAGACCACAAGGUUGUCAUUUUGGAAGAUUUAGCAAGCGAAUUUAAAAUGAAAACCGAACACUGUAUCAAUAGAAUUAAAUUAUUGGAACAAGAAGGCAGAAUUACUGGGCUACUGGACGAUCGUGGUAAAUUUAUUUAUAUUUCACGAGAAGAAAUGGAAAAAGUGAAACAACACAUCCUCCAAGAAGGCAGAAUUAGCAUUCAAGAACUCAAAAACGUCUCUAAUCGUCUGAUCAAUCUGAAGCCCAAGGAAGAGGAUGUAAAUAUUGAGGAAAUUCUGUAA